Molecule: messenger RNA, 987 nt
Organism: Strongylocentrotus purpuratus (purple sea urchin)
Lineage: Eukaryota; Metazoa; Echinodermata; Echinoidea; Camarodonta; Strongylocentrotidae
Product: sushi, nidogen and EGF-like domain-containing protein 1
Exons: 4
Coding region: 367-858 (163 amino acids)
Biological process (GO): Notch signaling pathway
Molecular function (GO): Notch binding; calcium ion binding
Source: RefSeq, a predicted model, not a curated record
AUGGGGCAUAAAAUAUUUUGUUGGACAUAUUAUUUUCACGAUGUAUGUACAUACUUCUGAGAAGUAUGUGUCUACGUGUUAUCAUGAACAUGAUCAAAUCGUGUAGUGUCUCCUGUUUGACUCCUGUAGUUCUGUGUUUGUCAACAUUUUCCAGCGCCUUUGAACAUUUUUCCUCACAUGCACUGACAUGUUGGAAGAAAUAAUUGGUGACAAAAAAACUUCUGCGAGGAUUGAGGAAAGAAGGGUGUAUAUCUACACUGGACAUUAACAGCACAAACAAUGAGCCAAUCCUAGUUUUCUCACGCACUGGAUAAAGAAGACUACAUUUAUUAUCAUUCUCACACUGUUGCUCUACCAAUCCGGAUCAUGGAUAUUAGCUGUUCUUCUAAAAGCAUCCUUUGGCAGUCAGCCAUAUGCGUUGCAGUGCUAACCAUGCUGUAUGUAGUUGCGCUAUCCGAUGAGGAUGUGUGUACUGUGCCAGAGAGCAACUGUACAUGUUCUUCUCCAUUGACGUCACGACCCCCCAGACCUUCAUUUGCUGAUUGCUCUGUCGGGGAACUACCUGGGAACCUCACAUCGCUGAUUAAUGACACCUGCGAGACCAAUGCUAAUGUACCAUGUAAUACAGUGUGCAUGUUUAAGUGUGACGCAGGAUACACCAUCACUCACAAUAAAUCCAUCAUCUGUAAAAUAGGAAUGUUUACACCUGACAUUCCAUCGUGCAAUGAGACGGAUGAAUGUGCUUCUAACCCGUGUGUUAACAACGGUACAUGUGAAGAUCUCUUAAAUGACUAUAAUUGUAUCUGUCUACCUGGAUAUGAAGGCAAGAACUGCCAGAAAGGUAAGUCGUUUUCGUAAUUCUUUACGUUGUGUAUGGUUAUUAAGGGGGCCAGUCUAGUUUAAAAAAGAAAAAAAAAUCUCAAUUUUUGUUUUUAGUGUUUAAGUACUAGUUUGAUUAUGCUCUUCAUUUUUCAAUUGCUGUUUUCA